This is a messenger RNA of Mytilus californianus (California mussel), 2628 nucleotides long. Its product is annotated as heat shock 70 kDa protein 12A-like. Gene Ontology annotation, molecular function: ATP-dependent protein folding chaperone; ATP binding. The record is from RefSeq and is a predicted model, not a curated record. The coding region runs from base 260 to 1999 and encodes 579 amino acids. The transcript is spliced from 6 exons. Lineage: Eukaryota; Metazoa; Mollusca; Bivalvia; Mytilida; Mytilidae.
CGGUCAGUAGACAGGUAGAUCAGUCAAACAUAUAUAUAUAUAUCAUAAAGGUGAUUUAAAGUAUCUGACAAUUGUAUGUCAAUAAAUUCUUUAAAUAGACGAACUGCGAAGUUAAAAACAGGAAGUUUUAUACUUUUGAAGGGAACAAAAUCAUGUCGGCUUCGAUAAAGACCACCUUGAUGAUAUGUUUACUGUAACGCGACUAAAAAAAAUUGUCUUGUAGCGAGAGAUAGCAGAAAGGAAGUUUUAGGGCUUGACGAUGGAGGAUUUGAGGAAACAUCUUAUGGUUGCUGCUUUAGACUUUGGCACUACAUACUCCGGUUAUUCGUUUUCAAUUAGGGGUGACUGGGAAGAUAACCCGUUGAAAAUCAGUAACCCAAUAUGGAUGGCAGGAAGUCGACAGUUUGUGUCAGAGAAAACACCAACAUGUUUAUUAUUGGAUAGUAAUCGAGAGUUUGUAGCCUUUGGAUACGACGCAGAAAAUAUGUGGAUAGAUCUAUUGUUGGAUAAAGAACAUGAGGAAUACUAUUAUUUCGAGCGUUUCAAAAUGAAUCUACACAAUAACAAGAAUAUCACAAGUGGUAUGAUGUUAGAAGAUAUAACUGGGACAAAACGGCUGCCAGCUUUCCAUGUGUUUAAAUUAUCAAUCCAAUAUUUAGUAAACCAUUUGUUAGAUCUUUUGAACAAACGAGGAAAUUUAGUCAAAUACGACGAGGUGCAAUAUGUGCUGACAGUUCCUGCAAUAUGGACAGAUAGAGCCAAACGAUUUAUGAGGUCGUGUGCUGAAGCGGCUGGUAUUCCCACAAACAACUUGAUACUUGCACUUGAACCAGAGGCAGCAUCCAUAUUCUGUCAAUUUUUAUCCACUGAAAAAUUUAAAGGAUCUGAACCAGGAUUCACAAUGACAGCCAAAGGGACAAAGUUCAUGGUGGUUGAUCUUGGAGGCGGCACUGCAGACAUAACUGUUCACGAGAAAGCUGCAAAUGGUCACUUGAAAGAAAAACACAGAGCUAUCGGAAAUGAUUGUGGGGGAACAUCGAUUGAUAAAAGGUUUUUAAAGCUAUUCGAAGAAAUUGUCGGAAAGACCACAAUGGAUUCAUUAAAAAAGGAAAGCCCUCUGGCAUAUAUUGAUCUAGUAAGAGAGUUUGAAUCCGUGAAAAGAACGAUUAAAACAGAAACAAAAACUAAAGUAACUAUGGCCAUCCCGGUCGUUGCGCUUGAGACAGCGUGUCAGAAAGUUCACAACAAGAAUUUACAGUCUCUGUUUGCCGCCUCGUCAUAUUCAACAGAAAUAAAAGUAGCACAAGAUAAAAUUCGAAUUAAUGUUGAGGUUUUCAAUAAGAUGUUUUUGCCUUCAGUUGAUAGUGUUAUAUCACUUAUGAGAGAGAUUUUUCGAAAUAAGUCACUGAAGGACGUGACGCAUUUGCUAAUGGUAGGAGGUUUCUCAGAUUGUCAACUAAUGCAAGACGCAGUUCGCAAAGCAUUCCCAGAGAAGAGAAUAAUAAUUCCAGAAGAAGCUGGGUUAUCAGUGCUGAAAGGGGCCGUUUUAUUUGGCCAUGAUCCAGAGUAUAUACAAUCACGCAUCAUGCGAUGCAGUUAUGGCGUCAAAACGAAUGUUCCUUGGCAUGAACAAAAAUAUGACAGAAAACACUAUGCAGUUAUGGAAGGGGAAGAAAGAUGUGACAACAUAUUUUCUCUUAUUGUCGCGAAAGACGAGAGCGUUGAAGCAGGCAUGCUAGUUAAAAAAUCUUUCUUUACACCUUACAAACACCAAAAUAAGAUGGACAUUAUGGUGUACGUUUCUGAAGAGACAACACCAGGGUACGUCGAUGAUGAUAGGUGUUCAUUGCUAUGUGAACCGACAAUCACCUUUUCAGACACUUGUGAGGACAGGCGUUGGGUAGACGUAGAAUUUAUUCUUGGAAAUACAGAAAUUGGUCUUAAUGCUCACGAUAGAAAAUCUGGGAAGGCGAUAUCAGCAAAGAUUAAUCUUUUUUAAUCAUAGCGAAUAGCAAAGAAAAAUAAAUUGGUUAGAAAGAAGACUUUGAUUUUGAGUUACCAGCCAGGAUGUAGACUUUUCUCGUACAAUUAGGAUUACAUCGUAGGUCUUCCCUUGUAUUCUAAUUAGUACUAAAGAAUGCGUUAUAAUUACAAAUAAAAAUUCGGUUUCAUAUAUUGCCACAAUAUUUUACAUAUUUCGAAAAAAUCUAUUUUCGUAUAUUAUAUAAUCAUCGCAUUAUAUUGCCUUAUUACUUAUACUUUUUGCAAAUCACUAUCUGGUAGGCGAGUUUUUAGACUCCUUUCCUGUUUAUUCUAAAGCUUGAGUUAAAGUUUCCCUUUAUCGCUUUAUGGUACAAAUUUGUUCAUUCAUUUUUGCAUUUGAACAAAGAAAACUUCCGAUGAUAUUAUCUACUAAUACAUUGAAACAUUAAAGUAUAUUUGCUGAAGUAUAAUGUAUAUGUGUUUAGUCAUUAUUUUGGUUUUGUGUUUUGUUGAAGGCCGUUUUUUGACCUAUAGUUGUUACCUACUAUGUCAUCCGAUCUCGUGUGGAAAUUUGUCUCAUUGGUAAUGAUACCACAUCUUCUUAUUUUCAUAAUGAGUCAUUAUGUUAAUAAAAGUAUACUUUUG